Messenger RNA from Olea europaea var. sylvestris, 851 nucleotides. Its product is annotated as SKP1-like protein 1A. Gene Ontology annotation, molecular function: cullin family protein binding. Gene Ontology annotation, biological process: SCF-dependent proteasomal ubiquitin-dependent protein catabolic process. The record is from RefSeq and is a predicted model, not a curated record. Gene Ontology annotation, cellular component: cytoplasm; nucleus. NCBI's taxonomy places the organism in Eukaryota, Viridiplantae, Streptophyta, Magnoliopsida, Lamiales, Oleaceae. The transcript has 2 exons. Bases 90 to 644 code for a protein of 184 amino acids.
UAGAGCCUGCAGUUUCUCUGUAUACAGAUUUGUCUCUCUCUCUCUCUCUCUUAGGGUUUACGAAAUCGGUCCGAUUGAAAUUCUCGGCGAUGUCUUCGACAAGGAUGAUUGAGCUUAAGAGUUCAGACGGUGAGAUUUUCGAGGUCGAGGAAGCGGUGGCGCUAGAAUCAGAGACGAUAAAGCAUAAGCUUGAGAUUUUCGAGGUCGAGGAAGCGGUGGCGCUAGAAUCAGAGACGAUAAAGCAUAUGCUUGAAGCCGACUGCGCUGAUACUUUUUUUCCUCUUCCAAACGUUACAUCUAAGAUCUUGGCGAAGGUGAUUGAAUACUGCAAGCGCCAUGUUGAGGCGGUGGCGGCAAAGCCCGCCGAGGGAGUGCUGGUUGCAGCUGACAAGAUGACCGACGAGGAGCUGAAGGCGUUUGAUGCUGAUUUCGUGAAAGUUGAUCAGGGCACCCUGUUUGAUCUUAUCUUGGCAGCAAACUAUCUGAACAUAAAGAGUCUGCUCGACCUCACAUGUCAGACUGUGGCCGACAUGAUAAAAGGAAAGACUCCGGAGGAAAUCCGCAAGACUUUCAAUAUUAAGGAUGACUUCACCCCGGAGGAGGAAGAGGAAAUUCGCAGGGAAAAUGCUUGGGCGUUUGAGUGAUAUGCCUCUGCAAAUUAAGUUUCUGUACCUAAUAGAGUAUGCUAUAAUAUGGUAGGUUUUAUUAAGAGUCGUCCAGUAAAUUCUUGGUAUCAUGUUAUGAAGAGAUCCAACUCUUUGUUGAAAUUUGUUUCCCAGUGUUAAACCUUUAUGCUUCUAUGACACUGGUACUUGGUGUUCCUUUUAAAUGCUAUAUCUUUUAUAUCUUCA